AUGGAAUGUGGAAAAAUUUUCAGUCAAAGGGGAAUCCUAACUUCACAUCAAAGAACCCACAGAGGCAUGAAAUCCACACACUGUGGAAAAAGCUUCAAGCACACAGAGGAGAAACUGCAUGAAUGCAUGGAGUGUGGAAAGAGCUUCAAUGAGUGUGGAAAGAGCUUCAGUUUCAGACAAUGUCUAACUGUACAUGAAAGAACUCACACAGGAGAAAAACCAUAUAAAUGCAGCGAUUAUCGCAGAAGCCUUACUUCACAUCAAAGAACCCACACACUGGAGAAGCCGCACAAAUGUGUGGAAUGUGGAAAGAAUUUCAGUCUACGGGGAAAGUUCACUUCACAUCAAAGAACCCACACAGGAGAGAAACCAUAUAAAUGCACAGAGUGUGGAAAGAGCUUCAGUUUCAGACAAUGUCUAACUGUACGUGAAAGAACUCACACAGGAGAAAAAUCAUAUAAAUGCAGCGAGUGUGGCAAAUGUUUCACUGAUAGUAGCCAACUUACUUCCCAUCAAAGAACCCACACAGGGGAGAAGCCAUAUAAGUGUCUGGAGUGUGGAAAGAGUUUCAGUCGUAGUGACAAACUUACUUUACAUCAAAGAACCCACACAGGAGAAAAACCAUAUAAAUGCACCCAGUGUCGCAAUUAUCGCAGAAGCCUUACUUCACAUCAAAGAACCCACACACUGGAGAAGCCACACAAAUGUGUGGAAUGUGGAAAGAAUUUCAGUCGACGGGGAACGCUCAGUUCACAUCAAAGAACCCACACAGGAGAGAAAGCAUAUACAUGCAUAGAGUGUGGAAAGAGCUUCAGUGAAAGAAAAGUGCUAACCAUCCAUGAACGAAUCCACACAGGAGAAAAACCAUAUAAAUGCUAUGAGUGUGGAAAAGGUUUCACUCGAGGCCAAAACCUUACUUCACAUCAAAGAAUCCACACAGGGGAGAAACCAUAUAAGUGUCUGGAGUGUGGAAAGAGUUUCAUCAAGAUGGAGAAAAGAGUAAAGGAGAGACAAACUCACACAGGAGACAAACCUUAUAAAUGCCUGGAGUGUGGAAAGAGCUUCAGUCAGAGUGGCAACCUUACUUUGCAUCAAAGAACUCACACAGGGGAUAAACCUUAUAAAUGUGUGGAGUGUAGAAAGCGCUUCAGUCGGAGUAGCACCCUUACUUUGCAUCAAAGAAUUCACACAGGGGACAAACCUUAUAAAUGCUUGGAGUGUGGAAAGAGCUUCAGCUGGAGUAGCAACCUUACUUUGCAUCAAAGCACUCACACAGGGGACAGACCUUAUACAUGCUUGGAGUGUGGAAAGAGCUUCAGUCGAAGUAGCACCCUUACUUUGCAUCAAAGAACUCACACAGCGGACAAACCCUAUCAAUGCUUGGAGUGUGGAAAGAGCUUCAGUCAGAGUGGCAACCUUACUUCACAUCAAAGAACUCACACAGCGGACAAACCUUAUAAAUGCUUUGUGUGUGGAAAAAGCUUCAGAUGGAGUAGCGCCCUUACGGUGCAUCAAAGAAUUCACACAGGGGACAAACCUUAUAAAUGUAUGGAGUGUGGAAAGAGCUUCUGUGAGAGUGGCAAGCUUACUUCGCAUCACAAAACUCACACAGGGGACAAACCUUAUAAUUGCUUGGAGUGUGGGAAGAGCUUCAGUUGGAGUAGUGACCUUAAUUCGCAUCAAAGAACUCACACAGGGGACAAACCUUAUAAAUGCUUGGAGUGUGGGAAGAGCUUCAGUUGGAGUAGUGCCCUUAAUUCGCAUCAAAGAACUCACACAGGGGACAAACCUUAUAAAUGCUUGGAGUGUGGAAAGAGCUUCAGUCGGAGUAGCACCCUUACUUCGCAUCAAAGAAUUCACACAGGGGACAAACCUUAUCAAUGCUUGGAGUGUGGAAAGAGCUUCAGUUGGAGUAGCACCCUUACUUCACAUCGAAGAACUCACACAGAAGACAAACCUUAUCAAUGCUUGGAGUGUGGAAAGAGCUUCUGUCAGAGUGGCCAGCGUACUUCGCAUCAAAGAACUCACAUAGGGGACAAACCUUAUAAAUGCUUUGUGUGUGGAAAAAGCUUCAGAUGGAGUAACGCCCUUAUGGUGCAUCAAAGAAGUCACACAGGGGACAAACCUUAUAAAUGCUUGGAGUGUGGAAAGAGCUUCUGUCAGAGUAGCAACCUUACGGUGCAUCAAAGAAGUCACACAGGGGACAAACCUUAUCAAUGCUUAGAGUGUGGAAAGAGCUUCAGUCGGAGUAGCCACCUUACUUUGCAUUACAGAACACAUAUAGGGAAUAAACCUUAUACAUGCUUGUAGUGUUGAUAGACCUUUCCUCAGAAUGGCUACCUUCAGACACAUCAAAGGAUCUGUACAAGGGAAGAGAUUUAUCAAUGCUUUGAAUAGUUUGUUGUUGUUGUUAUGUGACUUCAAGUAGAUUACGAUUAGCUGUCACUUGGGAAUGUCAGUUGAUGAGGGGAAGUGUGAGGCGAAGGCCAGAGAAAGAGCAGAGGGGGAAAGGAGGCAGCCGAUUAAUAGGAAGCUAUUAAUCUCUGGUGUGAUGAAGUAAUAAUAAUAAUAAUAAUUUGUUGUUUGUUAUGUGCCUUCAAGUCGAUUACAACUUAUGGCGACCCCAUGAAUCAGUGACCUCCAAGAGCAUGUCAUGAACCACCCUGUUCAGAUCUUGUAAGGUGAGGUCUGUGGCUUCCUUUAUGGAAUCAAUCCAUCUUUUGUUUGGCCUUCCUCUUUUUCUACUCCCUUCUGUUUUUCCCAGCAUUACAGUCUUUUCUAGUGAAUCAUGUCUUCUCAUUACAGGCAUACCCGCUUUAACAUACGCAAUGGGACCGGAGUGUGUAUGUAAAGUGAAAAUAUACUUAAAGUGAAGCAAUUAUCAAUGCAUGUACUGCACUGCAAUCGCCACUAGAUGGCAGCGGCGUCAUGCCAUUAAGUGUCAGUUAUUGCAAAGCAUGCGUACGUUAAGUGGGGUAUGGUGGCGUAUGGAGCAUGUAUGCUAUAGCAAGGCAAUGUUAAGUGAAGCGACUUAAAAUGGGGUAUGCCUGUAUG
Messenger RNA from Rhineura floridana, 3054 nucleotides. Its product is annotated as zinc finger protein 91-like. The coding region runs from base 1 to 2310 and encodes 769 amino acids. NCBI's taxonomy places the organism in Eukaryota, Metazoa, Chordata, Lepidosauria, Squamata, Rhineuridae. The transcript has 5 exons. The record is from RefSeq and is a predicted model, not a curated record.